AUGGACUCCAUGCCAAGUCUGCCUGUGUCAGGAUCCCUUCCAUCCCUUGACAUGCCGCCAAACCCGCGCAUCGGCCAGUGCAAGUCUGGGUCCCUGUCUUCCCUCGGCUCCCUGGACGAGGUCACAUUCCCGCAAGACACCAACAGCGGCACAAUCUCCUCGACCUGCACACCCACGGGCACGGGAAUGACGGAAACAGCCACAACCCCGGUGCCGCUGCCACCUGCCGGCACCCUCUCGCCAAACAUGCGUGCAUGCAUGCAAGAAGCGCUCACCUCCUCGGUGCCGCCCGCCACCAAGUCUCUCACCCACUCGCCUUCGGCCAUGUCCCUGACCUCCCUCUGCAGCGAGCCUGACCUCCUGCGUGCCUCCUCUGUGGCUUCAGCAUCGUCGUCCUCCUCCUCCGCCUCUUCUUCAGCCACAUCUUCCUCGGCCUCAUCCGUCAAGUCUGCCAAGAAGACCAAGAAGAGCGCCAAGCGCUCGAGGAAGCAGCUCACCGCCGGCAGCAAGCAGCACAAGGCCGCUGCCAAGGCAACGGCCCGCCACCUUGACAAUGACGACGACGACGACGCCGCCGCCGACGACGACAACAACAACAACAAGAGUGACAGCUUCGUGUGCCCGCACCCCGGCUGCAAGAAGGUGUACCGCCGCCGCAACCACCUGCAGCGCCACGCGCUCACACACAAGAAGACGCCGCUUUUCAAGUGCACCUUUGCGGGCUGUGGUCGCGGCUUCCACCGCAAGGACCACUUCCAGUACCACCUCCGCGUGCACGCCGGCGACAAGCCGUUCAUCUGCGACGAAAAGGACUGCGGCCGUGCCUUCCGCCAGCGCAGCGCCCUCAACCGUCACAAGAAGAGCCACGCCCGCGAGCGCGAGCGCACCUGCUCCUACUGCAACCGCAUCUUCGCCAACACGGAGGACCUCUCCGUGCAUGUCUGCGCCAUCCACGGGCGCGAGGUGCUCGGAGGCAUGCCUGCAGGCAAGAAGACCACCUCCCCGUCUGUGCCCGUGCCCUUGCCGACCAGCGCCAGCGCCGCCGUGGCCGCCCUAUGUCAGCAGCAGUCGAAGCGGGUGAAGCCCCUCGUCCCCCCGCCCGUAUCCCAGCAGCAGCAGCAGCAGCAGCAGCAGCAGCAGCAACAGCAGCAAUCCACGCAGGCACUGCAGCAGCAGCAGCGCUUCCAGGCUUUGUUGGCCCUUCAUCAGCAGCUUCAGAUGCAGACACAGAUGCUUCGCCAACAGAUGCACGCGCGCCAACAGGAGCAGGAGCAACAACAGCAGCAAUACGACCAGGACCAGCAGCAGCAGCAGCCAGUGAACCCCUUGCAAGCGCUGCUCCAGUUCCUGCCACCGCCGCCACCGCCACCAUCCGAUUCCCGCCCUUCCCCGCUGGCCCCCGUGAUGUCAAGCCCUUCAUCCACUACCGCGUUCACAGCGACAUCCGCCUCUGCUGCUGCCACCGGCACACGCGCACCCCUGCGCAUCACGCCCAAAAACCUGGCCUUCCCGUUCUUCCCUUGA
Molecule: messenger RNA, 1524 nt
Organism: Salpingoeca rosetta
Lineage: Eukaryota; Choanoflagellata; Craspedida; Salpingoecidae
Product: zinc finger protein zfp31
Exons: 2
Coding region: 1-1524 (507 amino acids)
Biological process (GO): regulation of transcription by RNA polymerase II
Molecular function (GO): RNA polymerase II cis-regulatory region sequence-specific DNA binding; DNA-binding transcription factor activity
Source: RefSeq, a predicted model, not a curated record